Lactuca saligna is the source of this 1182-nucleotide messenger RNA. The record is from the annotation of a GenBank genome assembly. Lineage: Eukaryota; Viridiplantae; Streptophyta; Magnoliopsida; Asterales; Asteraceae.
AUGGAUCAAAGGUUUUCAAGCUGUCGUGGUGUUUCCUUUGAGAUCCAACCCCAUAAGGAUCCAUUCGCUAUUGAUGCACCUCGAGCUAGUCGACGAGUUUGGCUUCCAUGGGGAUCUUCAAAAAGAAUCGUACCAACUUCUGGUUCCAACAUUAUUUCCAGGUCCACCAGUCGAGCCAGUAGCCAUUUCUGCGACUUAGAGACUGAUGAUGAAGAUGAUGACAACGUACUGAUCAACAUAGAAGAAGGCUACGAAUUAGAAGACAACAACAAGUUGCCUUUAACAUUUCCAGUUCCAGAACUCCCCCAAGCUCCGAGCAAAAAGAUUGUUUCCAAGCCAACAAAACAGAACGAGUCGAGAUUGUCUGUCAUCUUGCUCGAUCAAGGCUUGUUUACGGUUUAUAAGAGACUCUUUAUGGUUUGUUUGACUCUGAACAUUACAGGGUUAGUUCUUGCAGCUAUGGGUCGUUUUCCAUACGCAAGAAACCAUGCCACUCUUUUCUCAAUCGGAAACCUUUUGGCUCUAACACUAUGUCGAAGUGAAGCCUUCUUACGCAUUGUCUUCUGGCUUGCUGUCAACCUCUUCGGCCAUUCUUGGGUGCCUCUACGUCUCAAAACGGCUACCACCUCUUUACUUCAAUCUUUAGGUGGGAUACAUAGUAGUUGUGGGGUUUCAUCCGUCGCUUGGCUUACCUAUUCUUUAGUUCUUACUCUGAAAGACAGAGACAACACUUCGAACGCGAUAAUUGGGGUGGCUUCAGCAAUUCUUUCCCUGCUUUGUCUGUGUUGUCUGGCGGCGUUCCCUCUCAUCCGCCACCUCCAUCAUAAUGUGUUUGAAAGAACUCACAGGUUCACGGGUUGGGCUUCCUUGAUUCUCCUCUGGGCAUUUAUCUUGCUCACAAAAACUUAUGAACCUGAGACCAGAUCUUACAGGAAAGAUGUAGGAUCAAGAUUGGUUAAAGAACAAGAAUUCUGGUUAACCUUGAUCAUAACCAUACUAAUCAUCAUCCCAUGGGUGACUGUGAGGCGGGUUGCCGUCAAAGUCUCAGCCCCAUCAGGCCAUGCGUCGAUCAUUAAGUUCACCGGAGGAGUAAAGCCGGGGAUAUUAGGUCGGAUUAGUCCUUCCCCAUGUCGGAAUGGCACGCUUUUGGAAUCAUUUCUGAUGGGAAAGAAGAGCACAUGA